CUUAUCAUGCUUCGCUUAACUGAGAUCACAUUAUGUGAAGAUUUUUUUCUAGUAGAGCUAAUUCACCGCUAUGAGUGCUCGUGUCCCCAUCGAGUGCCAAAUUAACGAGCUUUAUCAUAAAUUUCGCUGAUAGGUAGUGUGUUCAGAGAAACCGAAAAGGUAAUUUCCGUUCACUCAGCGGAAAUUCGUCGUCCCUCCUCUGGCAGUUACCACUUGUUAUAGAUAAAUCUUCUGGGAUUAGACAUUCACAGAGGAAGAACCAGCCCCUAUUGCUGCAAUGGCUUGGUCAGGGCAUCAGUUGUUCCUGGCAGGAUUAUUAGUAUUUACCGGUUCCAUCAAUACUCUUGCUACAAAAUGGGCGGAUAUGGCGGUCGUAUCCGGUAGUCCGUAUGGUCAUCUUAAGAAUGGAUCGAGCACCACGAUACCACAUCCUUUCUCGCACUCCUUUCUUCAGGCGUUGGGAAUGUUCUUUGGUGAAUUCAUCUGCCUAGUGACCUUCAAAGUUCUGCUAUACUUAUACAGUAGUCGCCUUAGAGAUUCUCCAGAAGCCAGCAAGAUGCCAAGUAUCCUGAAUGGCAACCGGAAUUUCAACCCUUACAUCUUUAUACCGCCAGUACUCUGUGAUAUGAUUGGUACAACUGUCAUGUAUAUUGGACUCAAUAUGACUUACGCUUCAUCGGCACAAAUGCUUCGAGGUGCUGUGAUCAUCUUUACGGGACUUCUGUCGAUCCUGUUGUUGCGCCGCAGAUUGUUCUGCUUCCAGUGGACUGGUAUUCUAAUUGUGCUGGCGGGACUGACGAUAGUUGGAUGCGCAGACAUGUUCUUUGGCUCGAAAAAACACAUCGGAAAUACGCCUGAUGCGGCAGGAGUUACUACUGGCGAUUUAUUGAUCAUUGCUGCACAACUUAUAACCGCUUUGCAGAUGGUUCUUGAGGAGAAGUUCAUUGUGGGACACAACGUGCCACCCCUACAAGUCGUUGGAUUGGAAGGGUUUUUCGGCAUGAUAGGCAUGAUCCUGCUAUUGAUACCAUUAUAUUUCAUCAAAGUCGGAGGUGUUCCUAUCGAAGAUACGGUCGAUGGAAUUUACCAGAUCUAUAACAGUUAUCAAGUUGCUAUCGGUUAUUUCGGUACUGUGCUAUCGAUCAGCUUUUACAACUUCGCCGGCGUUUCCGUAACGAAGGAGUUAUCGGCCACAACGCGUAUGGUGCUGGAUUCUCUGCGUGCCAUCUUUAUUUGGGUCUUCUGUCUUUUCGCGCAAUGGCAGAAUUUCACAGUAUUAACCAUUAUAGGUUUCGCUAUUAUGUUGAUAGGUAUGAUGUUGUACAAUAACGUCCUCAUUAUGCCUUUCCUUGUGUCUCACGGCUGCGUUGCAGAUCCGUUUACCGAGGAAAACGAGGAAGAUCGUCAGCAACUCGCUGAUGAGGAGAAUCCCUAGAAAUGUAUCGAUUGCAAGCGAAUUUAUAUUUACUUAAUUUUACGUCGGUAAAUAACCAUAAUUGUUGACAAUACACUACGUUGUUCAUAGUUCGUAAUUGCUUGCUGCGAUCUUCUAUAACUGUCUCGCAAAUACCCUAUGUACGCGUAUGUGUGCUUAAUUUUUCUAUAUUCAUUUACAUAAAUAAAUAGCUUAAUCCCA
Messenger RNA from Varroa destructor (honeybee mite), 1636 nucleotides. Its product is annotated as solute carrier family 35 member F6-like. Lineage: Eukaryota; Metazoa; Arthropoda; Arachnida; Mesostigmata; Varroidae. Gene Ontology annotation, biological process: transmembrane transport. The record is from RefSeq and is a predicted model, not a curated record. Gene Ontology annotation, cellular component: intracellular membrane-bounded organelle; membrane. Gene Ontology annotation, molecular function: transmembrane transporter activity.